CUUUGCUGUGAAUGCUACUGCUAUGUCGAUUGGGGCAAAGAGCGACACAGCUACAAGCACGAAGAGCGAGGAUCUGAGGAAGAGCAGCAAGAAUGGUGCGAAGAAAAUCAAGAGGAAGAUCAUAAUGUGGGCUACCUGUCGCCGGCGGAUUCUAUGCCUCCCAGCUCCGGAUGCUGUGUGUGGAGGUAGGAGUGGCCAUCGGAUUGUAUGUGUUCCUCAUCUUAGCGGUGGACGAGGAGCCAACUCUUCUUCUUCUUCGGAGACCAAGGAACAAUGCGAGUUUUCUUCCUGGCUCAAGCGUCGCGGGGAGCACGAUCCUAACACUGGCCUCAGCAUUGGAUUGUCACCGCAUGGAAGAGGAUUGUUUGCCUCUCGCCCCAUACAUACUGGAGAAUGCAUGUUACAUGUUUCACAUGAUCUGAUGAUCACCCCGGAAAAACUUCCGGAAGAAGUAACGAAGCUACUGUCGAAGGACGUGAGUGCAUGGGCAAAGCUAGCGCUUUUCUUGCUUGCUCACCAGAAGAAAAAAGAGACGUCCGCAUGGGCUCCUUAUAUAAGUUGCUUACCUCCUUUCGGUAGCAUGCAUAGCACUAUUUUCUGGACACAAGACGAGCUGGUUUACUUAAAAGUGAGCCCUGUUUAUCGCGAAACUGUACAGAGAAAGGACGUGGUGAGAAUGGAAUUUGCAGCAGCAGAAAAUGCACUUCUACUCUGCCCACACAUUUUUGGUAGUCGAGUUUCCGCGCUGGAGUUCAAGCAUGCUUAUGCAACAGUUUGCUCUCGUGCUUGGGGGAUCGAAACGAUUAAAUCACUUGCUUUGGUUCCUUUUGUGGAUUUCUUCAAUCAUGAUGCCAAUUGCCGCGCGAUGCUUUCGUACGACGAGGACAGACAUUGUGCAGAGGUUGUUUCAGAUCGGGACUAUGCUACUGGAGACCAAGUGGUCAUUAGCUAUGGUCAGCUCUCGAAUGCAACACUUGCUCUCGACUUUGGUUUUGCUCUUCCCUUCAAUCCUCACGAUCAGGCUGGAAUCUGGUUGAGCCUUUCGGAAAAGGAUCCGCUUCGCGACAGCAAACUUAAGCUUCUGCACUCGCACAACAUGCAAACUUGCGUCACCAGAGAGGGUGUGGAUACUGCUGGAAGUUCGUUUUCUCUUCAAGAGGUAAAGUCGAAAGCAGGCAGAGGGAAGGGUAUUCCACAAACUUUACGUGCUUUUGCCCGUGUUGUAUGUGCAACAACGUCGGAAGAGCUAGACGAAAUGGCUAAGUUUGCUGCUGAUACUGAUGGUCGUCUUGCUCGCCGGCCAUCAAUUGAUAAGACCAAGGAGCACAAAGCAAUGACGCUGCUGCAAACAGUCAUUGACAAUAGGAUACAAAAACACGAACAAGCAGCAUUGGCAAUCCGGGACUCUGCGGUCUUGCAAAAACCAAGAAAAGAGAUCGCAAAGGCCAUAGUAGGUGGUGAGCUUCGAGUUCUUCGUUCUGCCAGUGCUUGGUUAAAACAGCAUUCCCAGGCACUAUUACAAACUUAAAAAGUUUUCCAUUUACGAUUCUUC
Selaginella moellendorffii is the source of this 1552-nucleotide messenger RNA. Its product is annotated as fructose-bisphosphate aldolase-lysine N-methyltransferase, chloroplastic. Bases 23 to 1528 code for a protein of 501 amino acids. The record is from RefSeq and is a predicted model, not a curated record. The transcript is spliced from 15 exons. Gene Ontology annotation, molecular function: protein binding; protein-lysine N-methyltransferase activity. Lineage: Eukaryota; Viridiplantae; Streptophyta; Lycopodiopsida; Selaginellales; Selaginellaceae. Gene Ontology annotation, biological process: peptidyl-lysine monomethylation.